AUGAACGGAACGAAAGGCACCAAUGGCAGUCCAACAGGCCCCAAACUCCUGUGGGAGCAUCCUUCUCCAAAAACGACACCCAUGUACCAGUUCCUCAAAUUGGUGAAUGAGACACAUAAUCUGCGGCUUUCCAACUACUCGGAGUUACACGCAUGGAGUAUCAACAAUGUCAACAACUUCUGGCAAAGAGCCUGGGAUUUCGUGGGUGUCAGGCACCAAGGAACCCCAACAUCAGCUGUGGAUGACGACGCGCCCAUGUUUCCUCGUCCAGAUUUCUUCCCGAGAGCAACACUCAACUUCGCCGAGAACCUCCUAUUCCCCACCGCUACAGUCGAUGCCUCCUCACCUGCUGUUAUCGCCGCAACAGAGACUACAAGGGAGACUGUGACAUGGCAGGAGCUCAGGGACAGAGUAAAGCUGUGCCAAGCCGGAAUGAUACAUCUGGGCCUCAAGGAAGGCGAUCGAGUGGCUGGCUAUGUCGCGAACCACACAAGCGCCUUGGUAGCAAUGCUAGCUGCGACGUCGCUGGGAGCAGUGUGGACAGCAGUCAGCCCAGAUACAGGCGUCCACGCUGUGCUCGAUAGAUUACGUCAGAUCGAGCCGGCCUUGCUCUUUGCAGACAACGCUGCCUUCUACAACGGCCGCAGCCAUCCAGUACUGCCCAAGGUUGCCGACAUUGCGCGGGACCUGCCAUCUCUCCAAGCUGUUGUUAUCUUCCCUACUGUAGCCUCAGUACAGUUCGAUGUCACCUCCAUUCCUGUAGAAUCUGGCAAAACCUACGAUUACGCAACAUUUACAGCACUGAAGUCAAUGUCAGAGCUUGUCUUCAAGCAAUUGCCGCCAGACCAUCCGGUAUAUAUCUUGUAUUCAAGUGGCACGACAGGUGCACCCAAAUGCAUUGUCCAUGGAGCCAUCGGUACACUACUUCAACACAAGAAAGAGCACAUUAUUCACUGCUCGAUGACACCCCGAUCACGGCUCUUCUACUUUACAACAUGUACGUGGAUGAUGUGGCAUUGGUUGGUCAGUGGACUGGCAUCAGGAGCUACAUUGGUUCUCUUCGAUGGUUCUCCAUUCCGCUACGUAAACAAGUCCGACCCGUCGACUUCCGUUGCAGACGACCUAGCGAUGCAUCGUCUGAUAGAUGAGUUCGGCAUCACCCAUUUCGGCACAUCCGCAAAGUACCUAUCCAUUCUGGAGCAAAAGUCCGUCGACCCGUCUGCUGCUGGACUUGUCAUGGACAAAUUGGAGGCGAUCUAUUCCACGGGUUCGCCACUCGCCCCUUCGACAUUCUCUUAUGUAUACUCCGCCUUCCCCUCGACCAUCAAUCUAGGCAGCAUUACCGGUGGUACGGAUAUCAUUUCAUUGUUUGGCGCACCGAACCCACUUCUACCCGUUUAUGAAGGCGAAAUCCAAGGCGCUGGUUUAGGCAUGGCGAUCGCUGCGUAUGACUACACAGGUGCCGACGUCUCAGCCUCGGGCGAACCGGGCGACUUGGUCUGUACCAAACCCUUCAUAUGUCAACCGGUGGGGUUUUGGGGAUCAGAAGGAGAUUCAAAGUACUGGAAGUCAUAUUUUGACAAGUUCACGAACGAAAAAAAGCAGCCCAUCUGGCAUCACGGCGACUUUGUGCGCUUCAAUCCUGCCACUGGUGGGCUGUGGAUGCUCGGACGCAGUGAUGGUAUACUCAAACCUGCAGGCGUACGCUUUGGAUCAGCUGAGAUAUACAAUGUGGUGCUCCAACAUUUCCCGGAAGAUGUGGCAGAUGCGCUUUGCAUUGGGCGAAGGAGAGAGUCUGAUACAGAUGAGACGGUCGUGCUUUUCCUGAAGAUGGCAGAAGGCCGUCAAAUUUCUGACGAUCUUGUUGGAAAAAUAAAGACAACGAUCAAACAAGCACUCAGUGCGCGCCAUGUUCCCGCCGUCGUGGAAGAAUGUCCAGAGAUACCUGUUACCACUAACGGGAAAAAGGUAGAAGGAGCUGUCAAGCAAAUACUUUGCGGACUCAAUGUUAAGACAAGCGCGAGCGUAGCCAACGCCGAAUGUCUGGACUUUUACCGGGACUGGGCAAGGACGCAUUGA
Molecule: messenger RNA, 2079 nt
Organism: Alternaria burnsii
Lineage: Eukaryota; Fungi; Ascomycota; Dothideomycetes; Pleosporales; Pleosporaceae
Product: acetoacetate-ligase
Exons: 2
Coding region: 1-2079 (692 amino acids)
Biological process (GO): lipid metabolic process
Cellular component (GO): cytosol
Molecular function (GO): acetoacetate-CoA ligase activity
Source: RefSeq, a predicted model, not a curated record